AUGGAGGCCGGGCUGCUGAGCGCUGUGCUGGGCGUCGUCAUGGUGCAGACGGCCGGCCAGAUCCUGGACCUGCAGAAGAUUGCAGGAUUCUGGCGGGAAGUCGGUGUGGCUUCCGACCAGAACCUGGCACUGAAGACCCCGAAGAAGCUGGAGGCCUUGUUCCUGAACUUGAACGGGGAAGAGCUGACCGUGAAGGCUGCGUAUAACAACUCAGGAAAUUGUGAGACAGAAAAAAUAGUGGGCUUAGAAAUCGAUGUUUCAGGGAAAUUCAUUUUUCCUGGCCACAGGGAGAUCCACGUGGUAGACACGGACUACGAGCAGUACGCGAUCCUGAGGGUGUCCCUCGUCUGGCGGGACAAGGACUUCCAUGUGCUCAAGUACUUCACUCGGAGCCUCGAGGAUGAGUAUGAACCAGGCUUCUGGAGGUUCCGGGAGAUGACAGCGGACAUAGGGCUUUACCUGGUGGCCCGGCAUGGGAGGUGUGCCAAACUCCUGAAGGAGGUGAGCCUUCGCCCCGGAGCUGAUCUAGAGGAGCCCCUGCCCCAGGCCCAGAUGCUGGAGCCCCCGUACCCACCUGUCCCAUCCGCCCUGCCCGGGGCCACCUGCACCCGCUCCAACCCCUCCCCGGUCCACAGCCGGAGGGGUCCCUCCAUCAUCCGGGGCAUCCCUGUGCUCUCUCGGGCGGCCCAAUAA
This is a messenger RNA of Equus quagga, 693 nucleotides long. RefSeq names its product lipocalin 8 (gene LCN8). The transcript has 8 exons. Gene Ontology annotation, molecular function: small molecule binding. The coding region runs from base 1 to 693 and encodes 230 amino acids. NCBI's taxonomy places the organism in Eukaryota, Metazoa, Chordata, Mammalia, Perissodactyla, Equidae. The record is from RefSeq and is a predicted model, not a curated record.